CAUGACUUCCGUUCGUGGCUGAGUUUGCACUUGACACGGGGAUAAUAAAUACACAAGGCGUAGCCAAAUUAAAAACCCUUCUUCCUGCUCUGUGCGCGACAUAUUCCACCAACCGUCACCAUGGUUCGCGAAGUAAAAAACUUGGAGGAAUUCAAGACCAUACUGGCGGAUGCUGGAGACAAGUUGGUGGUUGUGGACUUCACAGCCACGUGGUGUGGACCCUGCAAAAUGAUUGGACCAAUCUUUGAAGCGGAAUCCCAAAAACCGGAAAACAAGAAUGUGAUAUUUCUUAAAGUCGACGUGGAUGACGCUGACGAUGUGAGCUCUUAUUGUGCCAUCAAAUGCAUGCCCACAUUCCAGUUUUACAAAAAUGGGAGCAAGGUGUUGGAAUUCUCUGGGGCCAACAGCAACACACUGAUUGCAAAUCUGGAGUCUUUGAGAUCUUAAAAGAAAAAAAGACAUAAAAUGUUUUGUGUCGUCUGUACUCACCUGUAACUUCAUCUACAUGUGUACAAUGACCAGGUAGUCUACUCCAUAAUGACACACUUUAUUCCACCCAACAUCAUUCAGUGCAUGAACCUUUUCCUGUAUUCUUUUCGAGCAAGGUGGAUUAAAUAAAGGAUAACUCUAAAGCC
Molecule: messenger RNA, 635 nt
Organism: Dunckerocampus dactyliophorus (ringed pipefish)
Lineage: Eukaryota; Metazoa; Chordata; Actinopteri; Syngnathiformes; Syngnathidae
Gene: txnb
Product: thioredoxin
Exons: 5
Coding region: 121-447 (108 amino acids)
Molecular function (GO): protein-disulfide reductase activity
Source: RefSeq, a predicted model, not a curated record